Meloidogyne enterolobii is the source of this 276-nucleotide messenger RNA. The record is from the annotation of a GenBank genome assembly. Lineage: Eukaryota; Metazoa; Nematoda; Chromadorea; Rhabditida; Meloidogynidae.
UUCGACUACCUUUUGUGGAAGGCUUUGAAAAUAAGAUUGAUUGACCGAAAAGGUGAAGAAAAGAUGGCGAGACUUGAUCGAGAAUGUGAAGAAAGGAAGGCUUUAAUUGAUAAGGAAACUGAUGCAAAAAUAGCUAAUAUUGUCAAGUAUUUCCAAGCUGUCAAGAAGUUUAAAGAGGAUAAACGCAAUGAAUCUCGUCGUAUACAAAAUACUGGUCGUAAGCGUUUGAGAUCGACUGGUUUGGUGCGUAUACGCCUUAAAUUUAGCCUUUUUUAA